AUGGUUCUCCCCCGAUCUGCCAUCCGCGGCUUCUCAGCUGCCCGUCUCUUCCGCUCUUCUGCCCGCCCUGCCGCUCGUGCUGUUGCCAGAAGAGGUUACGCCAGCGGUCACGGUCACUCGGCUCCCAGCAGCGAUGUGCCAUGGAUCCUCGGUGCUGCCGCUGUCACCAUUCCUGGCGCUUGGUACCUCUGGCCCGAUUCAUCUCACGGUGACGUUCACGGUCCCGGCUCUGCCCACGCCAAGCACGUCGAGGAGCACCCCGAGGUUGAGCAGCCUGAGGAGGAAUCCCAGGAGCAGCCUGAGGACGAGUCCAAGGAUGAUGGCGAGACCAAGGACGAGGGUGGUGCUCUGAAGGACGGUGAGGGUGAGAAGACCCAGGACCAGCCUCAGGCCAACAACGAGCCCGCUGCUGGGGAAUCAAAGUCCAAGCCCAAUACCGAGGGCAAGAACAUGCCCGAGAGCAAGGGCAAUGUUGAGGGUGUCCAAUUCAAGGGCAAGACCAACGAGGGCGACGAGGACAACGAGAUGCCCGAUGAGCGCAAGCGCGAGCCUGACUCCAAGGGCGCAUUCAAGAAGCGCAUCGACUCCGGCUACGGCAAGAACCUCGGCGAGGGUCCUGCUCACAGAGACGACGGCUCUACCAGCGCUGCCACCGCAAAGACUACUGGCUCUGACGAACAGGGAGACAUUCAAAAGAAGCAGCAGGGAUUGUCGACCACCCCUACAAGACACUCCACAAGAAUUGACGAGGACCCUGAGAAAUCGAAGAAGGGUAACGCGCCUCUUAUCCUGUCGGUCUCUGACACGAAUGCUAACGAUCGCACAGGCGAGGGUGCCCCUGAGACCGCUAAGUCGCAAGGAACCGUCUCCGUGAACAGACCCACGAGAAGGGUGAGAAGGAAGGCGAUGAGCCCCGCGCCGACAAGAAGGAGCAGGAGUGAAAAGCAUGAUAAUAGCUUCUAG
This is a messenger RNA of Aureobasidium melanogenum CBS 110374, 963 nucleotides long. RefSeq lists its product as uncharacterized. NCBI's taxonomy places the organism in Eukaryota, Fungi, Ascomycota, Dothideomycetes, Dothideales, Saccotheciaceae. The record is from RefSeq and is a predicted model, not a curated record. Bases 1 to 963 code for a protein of 320 amino acids. The transcript has 4 exons.